AUGGUGGCGAAAUGGCAGCAAGGGGAUUUUGGUUAUUGUCCUAGAGUUUACUGUGAAAGUCAACCAUGUUUACCAGUCGGUUUAUCAGACGUUCCGGGUGAAGCUAUGGUUAAGAUAUAUUGUCCUAGAUGUCAAGAUACCUAUACACCGAAAUCUACUCGUCAUCAUCAUACAGAUGGAGCGUAUUUCGGUACUGGCUUUCCGCAUAUGUUGUUUUUAGUUCAUCCAGAGUACAGACCAAAACGAGCUAGUAAACAGUUUACUGCAAGGUUAUUUGGCUUUAAAAUACAUCCUUUGGCUUAUCAACUACAAUAUCAAGCUGCGGCUAAUUAUGUUAUGCCUGUACGCCCUGGUUUUUCAAAACGUGCAUAA
Molecule: messenger RNA, 372 nt
Organism: Schistosoma mattheei
Lineage: Eukaryota; Metazoa; Platyhelminthes; Trematoda; Strigeidida; Schistosomatidae
Source: the annotation of a GenBank genome assembly